AUGAGAGUCAGGGUGACCGUCCCAGAGGCCUUCAUGGUGCUCCACCUGAGGAUGCAGAUGGUGGAGGAGCAAACCACUGCCCUGAUGCGAGACCUGGAGGAGCUUGGCAUCAAUGGGCAGAGCCUUGAUCAUUUCCACUCAGAGACCUCAGAAACACUUGCUCGUCACCCAGCCAUUAGCCCUGUGCAGGCCAGGGUAGCAUUUGUGGGAGAAAAUACACUGUGGAAGAACUGUGAGAUGCUGGUGAAUCGAAUGUGUCGGUUAGAGAGUGUUGUACAGACACUGAAAUCAAACAUCUUCCAGCUGCAGGCAGAAAAGGAACUGAACUCCAAGCACACAGCCCAAUUGAAGCAAUGCUUGAAUACACUCCACCAGGAGCAUUUCCAAGAAAUGAAAACUGUACAGCAAGAAGCAAUGAAGUUGCAUCAGCAACUGAGUGAUGUGAAAGAGGCUGAAGAAAAGGCAAAAGAAGAAGUUCAGAGACUGAGUACUGCUCUGGAGAUUACAACUUCAUCCAAGAUGGAUGUAGUAACUGCAGCUGAGGAACUGAGGAAAACAAAACAGAAGAUUAACUGUAGACUUCAAGAGCUCAUGGAACAGCUCUCCCAGGAGAUCAGCCUGCGUCAGUCUCUGGAGGAAUCCCAUGCAACUGUGUUGAGUUAUGUACAGGACAUGGAAGCAAUAGUAGAAGUAGAACGAAAGCAGGUACAGAUACUACAGCAGGACUGCCAAGACUUGUGUAAAGAUGUCCAGCUAGCCCGAGUGAGGCUGCAAGAGAAAGAGGAAAGAACUGCACAGUUGGAGCAACAGUGCACACAACUGAAAGCUGAGCUCGACUCCAGGAACUGUAUCAUUUCCCAGCUUGGUGAAGAAACAAAAAAUGCACAGCUGUCUUUAAGCAAAGAACGCAAGGAAAACGUGCAACUUCAGUCUAAAAUGAUCACCUUGCAAGAGACAGCAGAGAAAGUACAGAUCCUUAAUGACCGCUUAAGCCAGCAAUGCUCAGAGCUCAGCACCACACUCCAAAGUGUUGCCAUGGAGAAUGCAAAACUCAUUUCAGACCAUCAGACUGUGCUUAAGGCAGAACAAGACAAGACCCAUAAGCUGCAAGAGCAAGACUCACUUCUGAAUGCCGCCCAUGCCAACAUUCUUGGAGAGCUGCAGAGUGUGCAACAUGAGAGGUCUCAGCUUCAAAGAGAGUUGGAGACCUUGCGUACAGAGCAUGGCAAAUACAGGUUGAAGGCAAGCCUUGCUGAGAAGGAAGCAGCCUCACAGAGACAGCUUCUGGAAGGUACUGUUGCUAGACUGCAAGAUGAAUUUGAGACAGCUUUGCAAGAGAAAAGAUCUCUGCUGGCAGAAAAGGAAGAUCUUCAACAGGAGCUGGAAAUUAUUUCAAUGAAAUUCACUUUGCAAACACUAAAGCAAGAGAACAAGAGGCUAUUGAACUGCUUGGAUAUGCUGGUACAUGAGCAGUAUGCCCAGCAGCACGUGCAACAAGUGCUGGCAGAGCUGACUGACAGAAAGAAUAAACUGACCUGUGACAAAGGAAAACUUCAGGUGGCAAGCCUGCAGCACCAGUUGGACGCAGCAAAGGAUGAUAGUAAUAAGGCAACAACCAUGCUGGAGCAUGCGUUAGCAUCUUGUAACAAGAUGAAAGCAGCACUGGAUGUGGUACAAACCAAGCUGGCGCAUAAGGACACUGAAAUCAGCCACCUCAGAAGAGACAAGAACCAGACUCAACUGAAAAUACAGAUGUUGGAAAGAGAACUGAAACACUGCCAAGCCAAACUGGUUGCCAUGGGAAAGCAGCACUGCAGCCAGGUGGAACCACUCUGUAAGGCACUAGAAAAAGCUAGAACAGACAAGAAGAAACUUCUUCUUUGUUUGGAAGAAUUUUUGCAGGUCAGUAACACCCUGCAGAACAAGCUGAUCCAAACUCAAUGUGAACUGAAAAGUAAAGAAACUGAGAAUCAGCAGCUGAUGCUCUGCAGGGAACAGUUAAUGAAAAAAGACAAGACUGAGGGAAAGAUGUGUCCUGCACACUUAGAGUCUUGGAAGAAGCAGUUUCAAAUUGAACAAGAAGCUUACAGGAAAGCCACAUGUCACAAAUCUGCUGAAAUAAAGAAAUCCCAUAAAGAAGAAUCCUCCAAACCAGCUGAAGUUUCCUGUGCCAACAGAGAGCUGCAGCUAAAGGAACUGGAAAAAACAGCCAAACAUCUGAAGGAAUAUAAAGAGGAGACAGAAGAGAAACUGAAGGAAGCUAGCAUAGACUCAGAAAAGACCACAGUUGAUAUCAUUGCCCCCCCAGUGGAAGAGAGCAUCAUGGAGCGCUCCUACCCCUAUGAAUGGGAGAAAGAAUGGAUAAGAAAAAAUGUGAAAGAAAGCAUAUGGUGA
Molecule: messenger RNA, 2394 nt
Organism: Melopsittacus undulatus (budgerigar)
Lineage: Eukaryota; Metazoa; Chordata; Aves; Psittaciformes; Psittaculidae
Gene: CCDC150
Product: coiled-coil domain containing 150
Exons: 20
Coding region: 1-2394 (797 amino acids)
Source: RefSeq, a predicted model, not a curated record